UUUAUCAAAGUCUGUUUACUUGUCUGUGUACAACCAAACAACCAACCAAAGCACGUAGCCUCUGUAUGUCAAAACAAAGCGGCAUGAGCGGCAUAGUGCGUGUAAACAUCGAACCUCGCUAUAUUCUCACUGUAUCACAAACAAUUUCCAACGAAUAAACGAUAUUUUUUAUUAUUUAUGAGCCAACAGUUUAAUUAGCAUCAGAAAUGGGCAAGAAGAAAAACAAACCCCAAGAAGAAGUCACAAAGGUGCCUGGCGAAGAUGCCACACGGAAGGAACAAGGAAAGCGAAAAUCAACCAGCGACGAUGUUACGGACAUACCAUCAAAAAAAAUUAAAAAAGGAUCCCCUCAGUCUACCGAUAUCACCGCUGGAACAACACUUGAGCAAGUACUACUAGUGAACCCAUCCCUCAAACCGAAAAAGAAAACCAAACGCGCCAAACAGCGCGAGAAGCAUGCCAAGAACCAGGAGGCUAAACAGGAGAAAGCGAAAGAUCGCGAUCGACAGGAAGUGAAAGAGUAUCUGCGAAUGUGGAGUGAGGACAAAGACAAAUGGAAAUUCCAAAAACUUAAACAAAUGUACAUACAAACGCAUGUGUUCGACGAGGACCAUCUAGAUGGGGAAAUGUGGCCAACUGUGUUGGAAUAUCUGUCGGGAUCGAAAGGAUCCGGUAAAGAAGCCCUGCUGAAACGUGCCGAGGCCGUUGUGAAAGAAAUUGACAAGCAAGCCAAAGAUUCUGAAGACGAUACGCUCCUCCAGAGCAGCAAGUAUCAGCGAGCGCGAGAACUGUUGCAGAAUAUUGUAUAGUUAGGAUAUAAGCUAACAAAUAAAUUUAUUUUUUUUUUUGA
Toxorhynchites rutilus septentrionalis is the source of this 850-nucleotide messenger RNA. RefSeq lists its product as uncharacterized. Lineage: Eukaryota; Metazoa; Arthropoda; Insecta; Diptera; Culicidae. The coding region runs from base 207 to 809 and encodes 200 amino acids. The record is from RefSeq and is a predicted model, not a curated record. The transcript has 2 exons.